AUGUACCGCUCCGUUGGAGGCAUUCGUUUGUUGUACCCCUACGGAAAAAAUCACCAGGUGAUGACCCUGCAAACUAGAGGCCUAUUAGUCUCGCUUCACUCUUUGCUAGAGUUUUUGAGAAGAAUCUAA
This is a messenger RNA of Haemonchus placei, 129 nucleotides long. NCBI's taxonomy places the organism in Eukaryota, Metazoa, Nematoda, Chromadorea, Rhabditida, Trichostrongylidae. The record is from the annotation of a GenBank genome assembly.